UUCUUCUUUUCUUUGUUUCAGGAGAAGUUCUGAUGGACGAGCUGCGACCCGGAUCAGACCCGGACUAGAACCGGACUAGACCUGGAUCAGACCCGGAUCAACGGCGGAGGACCAGCAGGACCCGAACCAGAACCUGGACCUGCAGCGGAUCAGAGGGAUCCGAAUCAUGGGUCUGUAGGACGGAAACUUUGUGGAAACUUUUCUGUUUGUCUCCAUGGAGACGGAAAGUUUUCCCGCCAGAUGAUCUGAUCGCGGAUCGAUAUUUAUUGAUAUUUGUUGAUCGGGAUGGCCGAGCUGCUGCUGCUGCUUCUCGCGCUCUGCAGCUGCGGACACGCCAAGAGCGCGUUCCCGCAGCGACCCUCCUACAGCCUUUACGCCAACGGGCACGCGCACGGAGCGCGCGCUGCCAGUAGACACAGGAACUGGUGUGCGUUUGUGGUGACGAAGACGGUGAGCUGUGUGGUCGAGGACGGAGUGGAAACCUAUGUGAAGCCUGAUUAUCAUCCCUGCAGCUGGGGGAGUGGACAGUGCAGCAGAGUGGUGCUCUACCGGAGCUACAUGAGGCCACGGUACAAAGUGGCCUACAAACUGGUCACGGAGAUGGAUUGGAAGUGUUGCCAUGGUUACAGUGGAGCUGACUGCAGCGAUGGUCCGGCUGGAGGAACCCAGAUCUCCACCGGCAGACCUCAGCCCAGACCGGGACCCGGAGGAGAGACGAGCUAUGGACAGGGGGGAGGACAGAGUGGAGGACACGGCGGACGGUUAGAGAACGAGAAGAUGAGGCAGCUGGAGGAGAAGAUCCAGAGUUUGACCAAAAACCUUCAGGACCUCCAGUCCACCCUAAACACCAUGAACGAAAACUUUCAACAGGAGGUCAACAAACCGGGCUUCAGCGGCGGAGGAAGAGGAGGAGGUUCAUCUUCAGGUGGAAGGAACCCUGCUGAUGCAGCUCAGCCGGAGAUUAAAGAGACAAUUCACAGCAUUCAGACCAAACUGGACCAGCUUGACAAUCGCACACAGGCCCACGAUAAAACCCUGGUGAGCAUCAACAACCACCUGGUCAAUGGGAAAGGGAACGACCUGGACGGAGGUCUGCCCGGAGGAGGAGCGAGUGGAGGCCGGCUGAACUCGCUGAAGGAGGAGAUCCUGAGGGAGCUGGAGAGGAGGGUGUCGUUGUCCUGCUCCUCCUGUCAGGCUGGUGUGGAGGAUCUGCGCAGAGAGCAGCAGCAGGACAGAGAGAGAAUUCGAGCUCUGGAGAAGCAGCUUAAUGCCGUUGAUGUUCGGUAUCGGCAGGGUGUGGACGGGCUGCGGCGGGAUCAGACACGUUUGCAAGGAUGCUGCGACUCCGUCAACGACCUCCAGAAGCGCAUCACUGACGCUGAGCGCAAGAUCAGCUCAGCCUCCGAAAACUUUGAUGUUCUGCAGAACCGUCUAGACGAGGAGCUCAGCAGAGGAGGCGGCAGCAACAACAAUGGCGGUUUCAUAGGAGGAGGAUUCGGUGGUGGCGGUGGAACUGAGGGAGGUGGGAGGGUCACCGUGGUGACGGAGGACCGGCUGAAGGACAUCGAGCGUAGGAUCAACAACACCGUGCAGCUGACCGAGCAGAGCUGCUCAUACCUGGAGAACGACCUGAAGGACUACUUUCACAGAGAACUGGGGGACCUGAGGACGGUGUUCCUGGACCGGUUCGAUGAUCAGGCCUUCAGAAUAGCAGACGUGGAGCUGGACUUGGGACUGGUGAAGGACAGGGUCCGGGACCACCCCGGCAGGCUGUCGAAGCUGGAAAACAACACGUUACACAUCAGCCGGAGUCUGGAGGAGUGCGGCUGCGGAGGGUCUAAAGGAGGAGGAGGAAGAGGAGCUGGUGACCGCGGAGAUGGAGGAGGAAGGUGGGGAGCAGGUGGAAAUGGAGGAGGAGUUAAGGGAGGAGGUGCAGGAGGAGGACUCUCUGGGACGGGAGGAGAAAGAGAAAGUACAACAGAGAAAUCUCUGGAGUGGAGAGUGGUCGCUAACGAAGAUAAGAUUCAACACUUCAACACUCGACUCAAAGACCUGUCGGUGUCUGGAGACUCUCUGAACGACAAGGUUGUGGACCUGAGCCACGACGUCCGUAAGAUCAAGGCUCUGACCGGGGACCACGGCGAACACUUUAACCGGAUCGUGACCGAGGUGGAGAUGCUGGGACAUGACUGUGAGCUGUGCGUGAAGGUGGAGGAUGAGCUGCAGAAGCUGAAGAAUCAUUCCCAGGAUUCACUGGGGCGCAUGCAGAGCCACAUCAACAGACUCCAAAUCAGACAGGACUCAGGCAGAGACGGCUGCUUACAGAUGUGUUCGCAGCUGGAGGACGAAGUCCGCCUGCUGCGAGACGAUGUCAGGAGGUGCAGCGGCCAAUGUAAGACCAGCCCCGACACGCCCACAGGUGGUGUUCCCGGUGGUCCCGGUGGGCGUGGUCCUGGGUUGGAUGCUGAGAAGCCUUUAGAUGGCCACAGUGUGAUUGGAGGUUCCAACAACAACCAGCUGAAGACGCUGCAGGGUGAAUUAUCUGAGGUCAUCCUCACCUUCAGCUCCAUCAACGACACGCUUAAGGGGCUCGAACACACGGUGCAGAAACACGGCAGUGUCAUCACAGACUUGGGAAACACAAAGGACAAGAUCAUCUCUGAACUGGACAAAAUCCAGCAGGAGGUGACGGAGCACAUGGAGGAGAGCCGCGACCGCCUGGACAGAAUGGACCAGGACGUCCGGCGGUACGAGAGCACGCUCCUGGUGGAGAUGGGAGACUGUAAGAGGUCUGGAGAUGGUCUGGAGAAGAGACUGUCCAAGCUGGAGGGAGUCUGUGGAAGGCUGGACGGGGUCUCUGACUCCAUCCUCAAGAUCAAAGAAGGAUUGAACCAACACGUAUCCAGUUUGUGGACUUGUGUCUCUGGUCUGAAUGAGUCGGUCGUCCAUCAUGGAGGAAUCAUGGACUUCAUUCAGAAGAGUCAGGAUGAUGUCUACAGCAGGAUGAAGAACCUGAACUCGAGCCUGAACCAGGUCCUCAAAGACCUGCAGGGUUCCUCUGAGCGGGAUCUGAUCGGUCUGCCUGGACCCCCAGGACCCCAGGGAGAGAGAGGCUUUAACGGGCUGCGAGGGCCUGGUGGACCUCCUGGACCUCCUGGACGCCGAGGGGAAAGUGGAGUACGAGGUCUGCCCGGUCCUAAAGGUGAAACAGGUGUUCCUGGUGCUGAUGCUCAUGUACCCAGACUGUCCUUCUCUGCUGCUCUCACUGUUCCCAUGGAGAGAGCUGGAACCAUCGUCUUUGACAAGGCCUUUGUCAACGAAGGGGAAUUCUAUGAUCCGAGAACAGGUAUUUUCACUGCCCCCGUCGAUGGACAUUACUUCUUCAGUGCCAUUCUGACCGGCCAUAGGAACGAGAAGAUCGAGGCGGUGCUGUCGAAGUCGAACUACGGCAUGGCCCGGGUGGACUCUGGAGGCUACCAACCCGAAGGCCUGGAGAACAACCCGGUGGCAGAGGCUAAAGCCACUCCAGGAUCUCUGGCCGUCUUUAACAUCAUCCUGCCGCUGCAGACUCGGGACACGGUGUGCAUCGACCUGGUGAUGGGGAAACUGGCCCACUCUGUGGAGCCACUCACCAUCUUCAACGGCAUGCUGCUGUAUGAAGACAUGUGACGGGUUCGUGAAACAACACGGUUAAGAUUCACGACAAACCGACAGGAGGCUGCCCUGUAAAGUAUGAUGUCACUUCCUGGCUCCAGAGUGACCCUAAACUGAUGACAGGAUGUUUGAUGUGAACCUUCAGCCCUGAUUCCAUAUUCUAACAGAUCAUGUGGUUUUAUUUUAUUAUUCUCAAGAUGUCACAUGUGUGAUGUGGUCAGAUGAAGAACUCUAAGGACGGAUGUCCCUGUGAAAAGGAUCACUCCUAAAGAUGUUCAGAUCUGUGAGUCAGCCGAUCAGACGUUGUGUGACUUUAAAUAGGAAAAGAAAUAGCUUUCUAAAAGCAGAAUAUGUUUUCUGUUUGAUUUUAUGACUCAGAUGAGUUCACACUGUGAACCUUUUACAUUAAGCUGCAGCUUUUCUUCUUUAUUGGUGUUGUUUAAGUAUAUAAGCCAUUUACACAUAAUUUUCACAUUUUGACGGACAAAACUUUAAAAGACAAGACUGGACAAACAUUUUCUAACUGUCAACAAAUGUCAGAUAAAUAUCCACAUCCUUUACUUUAGCACAAUGUAAACAGCACGUUGUUCUUUUAAUGUAAGGAAAAAUAUUACGUUUUAUCAACAAAAUGUAAUAAAUAAUGAUAUUCAAUGUGAAAGAUCUGUGGCACAUGAAAGAAGAUAUAUCAAGUUUUGUUAGGAGAUGCAUUCACUGCUGGUUCGAGUCUGAACAUAAAUUUAAAAAAAAAUCAGUAUCACAAGAGUUAUAGUUUUAACUAUAAUAUGUAUAUAUAUAUUUUUUAUUUUUUUUUAAAGCAGCUGAGAAUGAAGGACACACAGAUGUUUCAUCUGUUAUUAUAAGACAACUGCCUGAGAUAAGAAUCAGUCAACAUGAUGUCUGAUAUUUAUAAAACAUGUUCAGUGACUCUGAUGUCAACAGUUUAUUCUCCGACAGUCUUUUGCUACAGUUUUCAUGUAAACCAGUUUUUACACUUCACAUAUUUGUAAUGAUAAAUAAUUUUCACUGUCAUUAAAGUAAACACGAGUCAAACUCAGGAUGUUCAAU
Centropristis striata (black sea bass) is the source of this 4719-nucleotide messenger RNA. Its product is annotated as EMILIN-1-A-like. Gene Ontology annotation, molecular function: protein binding. Lineage: Eukaryota; Metazoa; Chordata; Actinopteri; Perciformes; Serranidae. The record is from RefSeq and is a predicted model, not a curated record. The transcript is spliced from 14 exons. Bases 286 to 3669 code for a protein of 1127 amino acids.